Molecule: messenger RNA, 549 nt
Organism: Penaeus vannamei (Pacific white shrimp)
Lineage: Eukaryota; Metazoa; Arthropoda; Malacostraca; Decapoda; Penaeidae
Source: RefSeq, a predicted model, not a curated record
AUGGCGGCGAUCACGUCCGUUAUGUCCACAGAUGGAAUCCUCACAAUCACUGCGCCAAAAAUGAAAACGGAAACUACAAAGGAAAAUAUCAUCACUCAGACUUCCACUUUGAAUAACUGUGAGAAAGUCAGCCAAACUCGAACACAAAUGGCAUCAAACGACGAAUCGGAAACUACACAGUCAAGUCUUAGCACAGACUCAGAACACUCGUCUUCUGCACGAAAAGAAACUUGUUCUUGCCAUUUUGGGACCAAAGGAACAGCUGAUUCCUCUAGACUUCACCGCGGUUCGAGGGACACUCUCUUGCCCAUCACUCGAAGGGGAGACUUCUUCCAGGACUCAUUCUUCUCCGGUAUACACCGCAAUUUCGACGCCUCCAUCAGGAAGGUCCUCAACGGCUGGAAUGACGCCGACCUCCAGCUGGCGGACUUCUGGGACGAGGACGACUUCCACCGCAGCGACAGACUGGGCCGCUACAGACAGCUGCGAUCGCGGAACCUGUGGAGUGACAACCAGGCCGUUACAGUCACUUCGGAUAAUAUUAGUUAA